Aspergillus costaricaensis CBS 115574 is the source of this 495-nucleotide messenger RNA. RefSeq lists its product as uncharacterized. The record is from RefSeq and is a predicted model, not a curated record. The transcript has 2 exons. NCBI's taxonomy places the organism in Eukaryota, Fungi, Ascomycota, Eurotiomycetes, Eurotiales, Aspergillaceae. Bases 1 to 495 code for a protein of 164 amino acids.
AUGGUUGUUCCGCCGAGAUACGACUGCAGUGAAUCCUUCAAAGUUCACCCGGGAGUGACCAUUGCAGCAAGGCGACGAGCCAAGAGGGCGUUCGGCUGGGUGGCGAAGCGCCAACGACUCCGACGCCACGCGGAAGCGACGAUCUCUGACCGUGGAGCUAGAGGACUGGGGUGCGAAACAUUGUCUGUUCUCUGGAUCUUUCCGAAAGCCUCGAAUCUCCAGGGGGUGGUGGGUCUCGCUCCGACCCACCCAUCGCCAAUCCACAGAAACACCAAUGCAGCACGAAGGGCGCGCAGCUUAAUGCCCACCGCUGAUAACGGCCGCUAUCGGGCCCUCGAUUCCCAUUGGUUUAAGCUCUGUUUUAGCGAGGCAUCGAACCGAAAUCGCAAAGCGUCGGCCACACCAUAUCGAUUGGCAGCAUUGAGGCCCUCGUAUAUGAGUCCCGAUGCUGCCAGGAAUGGCAACGAUAGGAACGAUAUUGUAUUACUUUUUUGA